This is a messenger RNA of Haemonchus placei, 711 nucleotides long. Lineage: Eukaryota; Metazoa; Nematoda; Chromadorea; Rhabditida; Trichostrongylidae. The record is from the annotation of a GenBank genome assembly.
AUGGCAAGAAGGCCUUCAUCCCGUCGGCAAGAAUCGGAAAAACAUCGCGAACGUCGUAUAGCAACACCUGAACGACUGGGUAAGGAGCCUCAGAAAACUCUUGAUGGCAAGGUAGCCGGGCUCCAGUCAGCUGCUGAUCUCAAAAAAGAGUCGGAAAAACUCCGUGAACGUGAAGCGAAGAUGUUUGAAGAAAUGGAUGCGUCCGUGAGUGGAAGGAACGCUGAAACCACUGUCCGACAAAAGCAAGUUCGGAAAGGACGUGAGAAGCCGGAGGACAAAGAAAGGAAGGAACGGGAAGCCAAAAAACAACAGGAACUCCAAGAAAAGUAUCAAUUGUGGAACAAAGGAGUAGCUCAGGCUCAACUGCGAGCUGAACAACUGGAAGAGAUGGCCCGGGUUGUAUCUGAGCCAUUGGCGAGGAUGGCUGACGACGCUGAAAUGAAUCGGCACCUAAAAGAAGAAAUUCACGAAGAGGACCCAAUGGCAGUAAUGUUGAAGAGCAAGAAACGUAAACAAGCCCUGAAGAGGGGGGACCUAGUGUAUCCAACGUAUCAAGGGGAAUGUCCGCCAAAUCGAUUUGGAAUACGACCCGGCUACCGAUGGGACGGAGUAGAUCGGUCGAAUGGUUUUGAGGCGAAAUUGGCACAGUCGAAAAACAAAAGGAGUGCUGAAGAAAGAGAAUAUUAUCAAAAUCUUCAGUUGUAUGAGUAA